Messenger RNA from Eimeria tenella, 246 nucleotides. Its product is annotated as HesB-like domain containing protein, putative. The record is from RefSeq and is a predicted model, not a curated record. The annotation marks the transcript as partial. Gene Ontology annotation, biological process: iron-sulfur cluster assembly. Gene Ontology annotation, cellular component: chloroplast stroma. The transcript is spliced from 2 exons. NCBI's taxonomy places the organism in Eukaryota, Apicomplexa, Conoidasida, Eucoccidiorida, Eimeriidae. Gene Ontology annotation, molecular function: protein-macromolecule adaptor activity; iron-sulfur cluster binding.
GACAGCAGCAGCAGCAGCAGCAGUAGCAACAAGCCGCUGCUGCUGCGCCUCGCCGUGAAGUCGGGCGGCUGCAGCGGCCUCAGCUACGCCUUGGAGAAGAUCGAGCAGAGCGACUUGCGCGCAGAAGACCACGUGGAGAGCUUCGACUUCGGAGUGUCUUUUGCAAUUGAUCCGAUUUCUUUCUUUUAUGUCUUCGGCACUGAACUCGUAUACUCCCGAGACCUCAUGGGCGGUGGCUUCAAGUGA